UUGGCAGCAGUCAUUCUACUGUACCGGAAAUAAUGCUCUUUUACGGUUCCCGUGUAAACUGUGCUGGAACGGAAAGAUUGUAGUUAUUACAAUUUGCAGAAAUGCCGCCGAAAAGAGGAAAAGUACAGAAGGAAGAAGUUCAAGUUUCUCUUGGACCACAACUUCGCGAAGGAGAAGUGGUUUUCGGAGUGGCUCAUAUUUUCGCCAGUUUUAAUGACACAUUCGUACAUGUAACCGAUUUGUCGGGCAGGGAAACGAUUGCCAGAGUUACUGGUGGUAUGAAGGUAAAGGCUGAUCGUGAUGAAGCAUCGCCGUACGCAGCUAUGCUUGCUGCUCAGGAUGUCGCAGAAAAGUGUAAAUCACUAGGCAUUACAGCACUGCACAUCAAACUGAGAGCUACGGGAGGUAAUAAAACAAAGACCCCUGGUCCUGGCGCACAAUCUGCACUGCGUGCUUUAGCCCGUUCAGGCAUGAAAAUUGGUCGUAUUGAGGAUGUCACCCCUAUUCCAUCAGAUUCUACUCGCAGGAAGGGAGGUCGCCGUGGACGCAGGCUGUAGAUCGCUAUGGCCAUUUA
Messenger RNA from Linepithema humile (Argentine ant), 574 nucleotides. It is a transcript of the gene Rps14, whose product is annotated as small ribosomal subunit protein uS11A. Gene Ontology annotation, molecular function: structural constituent of ribosome. Gene Ontology annotation, cellular component: ribosome; cytosolic small ribosomal subunit. The record is from RefSeq and is a predicted model, not a curated record. Lineage: Eukaryota; Metazoa; Arthropoda; Insecta; Hymenoptera; Formicidae. Gene Ontology annotation, biological process: ribosomal small subunit assembly; translation.